AUGACAUUGGCAACACCCUUGUCCGCCCAGUCUUUCGUUAGGCUCCUCAAAGCCCCCACAGAUCCACCUAAUCCAGAGAGCCCACCAAAAAUCCAAAUCGCUUGUGCAGCAUGGGAUGAUACUACUAUUCACAUUCCAAAUAAGCACGAGCUCAUCGCCGAGUUCAUACUCACCCGACUACUCAAAGACAAGUCAAAAACUAGCGACAAUCCGGUAAUCGAUGCGCGGUACUGGUCCCUUCUUCGCAAGGUUUUGGUUUUAGAUGGCAGCGUAGGGGCAGGUGUACGUGGCCUCAAGGUCUGGCUUGGUUCUCUUCUCAAUCGCACACCGCUCGCACCGAUAAUAAUCUCGAUCCUUACUCUCCUAAGGGAUCUGCCAGUUACAAAAGCGAAAGAGCUUCUUGUGCUCGUACGCCCGUGCUUCUCUGUCCUGUGGCCGUUAAGUGUCCACAAAAUUGGCGUGGAGACACUAUUAGAGUGCCUUGGUGCUGUACUGAAUGUCUCUACUGAGCUGCUUGACGAUGUCAUUUUGGAUGGUAUCUGUGAGACAAUCGUAUCUUCAUAUAGAGAAGCACUAGGAAAUGCGGGGAACAAGAAGAAGCUACCUGUGACCUUCCUUCAAUUCCAUCUCUCAUCCUGGAUUCAUGCAAUCUCGUCAUCAUCCCAUUUGUCUCCACAGUUGAAUAAAGCAAUAUACGCUGCAGGAACAGAGACCUUGUUCUCUCUCGAUACGCUUCGUGCAUCCCCCUCAUCUGAGAGCUUAUUCACCGGCCUAUCUUCUUUGCCGGACUCACCAACCACAAUAAAUCUCGCGAUCCCGCUCCUACCCCGCCUCUUCAGCACCCAUACGCACUUCCUACGGCGAUACCGCACCAGUUUGUUUCCCGCUUCCCAGAAUAACAUACAAAACCGUGAAAACGAUAUGAGAAUGACAUCCAUGGCAUUCUUCGCGUCGUGCCUCAAGUUAUUGGCCGGGAACGAUCUGAGCUGGGACGCAAGAGUGGGUUUGGUCAACAUUAUUGAGAGCGAGCGCAUUUACGCAAGUCAAUGUGUGGGAGAGAUGGAGGUGGAGGCAGUCAGAGAGGAUGCGGUCCGGGUAUUGGAGGAAGAAAAAGCGGAGCAAAAGGUGGUAGGUUUGGCUUUGGACGUGUUGGCUGCGCUCGCGACGGUCGACUAUGAUGUGAUUGAACCUGUGGUAGGAAGAAUACUUCCUCGGCUGAUAUUGACUCGCCCAUCUCCCUCCAUACAAAAAUCAGCCAACGUACUUCUUAACAUCCUCCUCGACUUUCACUCCAAGACGCGCACGUUACACGCAUACACUCAUGCACUCUUUGAUGCCUGCACCUCUCUUCUUUCCAUCAGAUCCCUUGCGUCACUACAAGAAUUCUACGACCGCGGACGCACCUCUAUUAUCCUCGCGCACACCCACCUUUCCUCGCUCGCACAAGCAUUCCGCACAUUCCUCACACCCACCCAAGUAAAGGAGGCAGCUCAGAUUACCCCGGCUCUCAAAAAUACUUUUAAUACCUACCAAAACCUUUCCUUGCGGAUAAAAACUAGCGAGAUGGAAGACAGACCGCGUAAAAAGCGACGGAAAAGUGAGCCUGCCCCGCCAUCUGCGAGUCCAGCGCCCAUACAGGCCAUGCAGGAAGUAGAUGCUUAUGCACUUUCACUUUCCCUCACUCUCAAGUUCGCGGCUCUAUUCCUGUCGAACCUCCCAUCUUCCUUCGUCAUCCCUGAGGUCCGCGAGGUUGUGCUUGAGGCAAGCGUAUGGGCCAUCGAGGCCGCUCGCUCGCUUCUUUGUAACGAGACUUCGAAAAUAUCCUGGGCAGACCAAGUGACAAGUGCUGCACUUCUUCGUUUUGCGUAUCAUCUACUGGCUUGGAAGUGCGGUGGAGAACUAGGAGAUAUGCGAGGACUAUUGGAGGUUGCCAAAACAGAAGAUGGUGCGGAGGGGGAGCUAGUGCUUGAAAUUCUGCGAUUUCUCUUUGCGUGGUCUUCUAGAUCGGACACCGAUGUAGCAGUGGAAACUGUAUUGGACUUUGCCCUGGCGUAUAUCGAGGCGCAAGCGGAGAACACGGACGGAUUGAUGGUACUCUACCUAAUCGUCGAGCGGUGGUUAGAUCUUGUAGAUGCCCGAGGAUCUAAAUCUUCCCUCGAUCGCCUGAUCAAACUUAUAUUCUCUAUUUCGCCCACGUCUACUCGUCGCGUGGACGUGCAGGGCUUGCAGCCAAAAGAUGUUCUCUGGGGUGUUUUGCACAAUGCGCAGUUCUGGGAGAUGGGGAACAUACGAGUCUCCGUUCUUGCAUACCUCACGUCCCCGCCUAACUCUAUGAAAGUUCCUGCGUUGGAUCAGCUCAGCAACACUUACUACCUCCUCUUAUAUGUUCCCCCUGAGUACCUCACUAAACAGGCUCGCGCGGAGCUUGUGCACCGGGCAAUGGAGGGGGAUGUCACUCUUUCAUCGUUGCUGCAUGCGACCACCGGAGAGAAGACAGCGAAGGGCAAACGUAAGCGUGACGAAGGAAGGGACCUAGAAGAUAUGAGGCAAACGCUCAUGCACAUACGUGUAUUCCUUCAACGGAUGGGGAAACUCGGGUAUCUGAACACGUCUGAUCGCGAAAGCGUCAGGGACUAUGUGAAGCACCUCAUGAGCACGGAGGUUUCAGAUAAUACGGCGUUGAGAGAGGCCACGAUAAAUAUUGCGGAAUUUUAUAUUGUUGCGCUCCUGCGAGUAUCAGAUCAAGACCCUUCUGCUUCAGCCGCGUGUGCUUCUAUUUUCUGCUCUCUCGCGCAGUCGGGUUCUCUUGAUGAAGAGAGCGUUACCCAGUUGUGUGUCCUCCAGCUUGUUGAGCGUCUCAGACAGGAUUUUUCUGUUUUCAGUCUUCCUGGCUUGAUAGUUGCAUCAAUAAAAGAAGUGCAUGCUGCACUAACUCCAGUUUCAUACCCUAACGUCAUUGACACGCUCCCCGCGAGCGGGACUAUUAAAGCAUGGGCGCGCCACCUUUCAUUUAGCCAUUGGUUAGGCGUUACUGCUACUUCAACUUCUGAGUACGGCCAACAUAUCGCAGCCGCCCUUUUGCGAAACAGAGAAAAAUGCAAGUCUUCUGCAGAAACCUUGGGACUUCUCUUUGAGGAACUGCGUUGCUUGCCCAACAUCGACCGCAAGAUGCAUCUUGGUCUAGCAGUAGGGGUGUUUAUAUUUUCUACGGAAGCUGGAGACAUAAAAUCCUUGGAUGAAGUCGUCUCAAGCGGAUCCAAGCAUCUUUCAGUCGAUGACUUCUCACAUCUACUAAACACAGUAUAUGAGGCACUUGAAAGCACGCGAUUUCCUCCGGUUCAAUGCGUGCGUCUAGUGCAUGCGGCCACUGUUCUGUUGCGUGAUGCACCUCAAGGGACUUUGAAGGUCGUUCAGUGUUUGUUCAGUCAGUGUCUGAAUCUCUUUAUCGGACACAUACAGUUCUUUGCGGGUCCUGUGGACUUGAAGUUGGCUUGCCUCGAGUUUGUGGCUCGGCAGUGUUCAGAUAGGCCUGCAGCUGUUCGCCCUGUCGACCCGGGUCCCAUCCAUGUCCUGCUGUCUAAGAUCCUUUCCGGGUCUCCAACACAUGACAGUACCACCACGCCCGCGGUCUUCCACGCCUCUACCACAAUCCUAAACGCACUCGUUCGGCUGCGACGCGAUCUUGUCGUCCACGUUUUGCCACAUCUGGGGAUGGUUCUCCGCCAACUGGUCUCAUGCACUCGCAGCCUACGGCCCCAGCUAGCCGCGAAGCAGAGCCGCAUCGUCACCGACACCCUCCCAUCGUGGAUAGCACCAUCUGAACCACUAGGUGUGUCAGAAGCUCGUGCACUUGCACGGCUAUUCACCUCCUUGACGACAAAGAGUGUCCCCCGCGUGCACAUGCAGCCCAGUGCAGAGCAGAAAGCGGAGAGCCUAUCCAAACCGUUCGCCAAGCAUGCUGCUUAUGUGCUUACUGCGCACAUUGACGCUGUGAACGACCCGUUGUGUGUCACACGGGCAGAUGUGAGGCGUGAGCUUGAGCCGGGUCUGUUUUCACUGUGCGAGAUGAUGGGCACGCACAGUCGUGAUGCUGUUAUGGUCAGUGCGUUGGAUGCAGGUGGGAAGAGCGUGAUGAAGGCACUCUGGAAGGAGUAUGAAAAACAGCGGUAUAUUGGGAAGGGGUAG
Molecule: messenger RNA, 4185 nt
Organism: Suillus discolor
Lineage: Eukaryota; Fungi; Basidiomycota; Agaricomycetes; Boletales; Suillaceae
Product: Urb2/Npa2 family-domain-containing protein
Exons: 14
Coding region: 1-4185 (1394 amino acids)
Source: RefSeq, a predicted model, not a curated record